Gossypium arboreum is the source of this 1447-nucleotide messenger RNA. Its product is annotated as ATPase GET3A. NCBI's taxonomy places the organism in Eukaryota, Viridiplantae, Streptophyta, Magnoliopsida, Malvales, Malvaceae. The transcript is spliced from 7 exons. Gene Ontology annotation, cellular component: GET complex. Gene Ontology annotation, biological process: post-translational protein targeting to endoplasmic reticulum membrane. Gene Ontology annotation, molecular function: ATP binding; ATP hydrolysis activity. Bases 200 to 1264 code for a protein of 354 amino acids. The record is from RefSeq and is a predicted model, not a curated record.
CGCUUGGACACAAAUCGAGUCCUACGACGAACUUUAGACGGGUUGGAUUUGUGCUUUGUUUUGAAAACACGAAACCAAGAAAAGAAAAGAAAAGAAAAGCCUCCGACAAAUAUAAACUUCGAUUUUCUUCCUAGACUUUCUGGGUGCUUCAAAUUCUUUUCCGAGAAAAGAAGAAGAACCGAAGUGUGUUAGAAAAAAAAUGGCAGAGAAUCACGAAUUACCAGAGGCAACUAUCCAGAACAUACUGGACCAAGAUAGCUUGAAAUGGGUUUUCGUUGGUGGCAAAGGAGGUGUUGGUAAAACCACUUGUAGCUCGAUUCUUUCCAUCCUUCUGGCUCGGGUCCGAUCCUCUGUCUUGAUUAUAUCCACCGAUCCUGCUCAUAAUCUCAGCGAUGCUUUCCAACAACGAUUCACUAAGACUCCCACUUUGGUCAAUGGCUUCAACAAUUUAUAUGCCAUGGAAGUGGAUCCUACUGUGGAAAACGAAGAUGUGAAUGGACCUGAAGGAAUGGAUAGUUUAUUUUCUGACUUGGCAAAUGCAAUUCCAGGAAUUGAUGAGGCAAUGAGCUUUGCUGAGAUGCUUAAAUUGGUACAAACAAUGGAUUAUUCUUGCAUCGUAUUCGACACUGCACCAACUGGACAUACUCUUCGGCUUUUACAGUUUCCUUCUACAUUAGAGAAGGGGCUCGCAAAAAUGAUGUCAUUAAAAAGCAAAUUUGGUGGCAUAUUGAGUCAGAUGACCCGUCUUUUCGGGAUGGAUGAUGAAUUCGGGGAGGAUGUAAUUUUGGGGAGGCUUGAAGGAAUGAAAGAUGUGAUCGAACAAGUUAAUAAGCAGUUCAAAGACCCGGACAUGACAACCUUCGUCUGCGUUUGCAUUCCGGAGUUCCUCUCUCUAUACGAAACAGAGAGACUGGUGCAGGAACUCGCCAAGUUUGAGAUAGAUACACACAAUAUCAUCAUCAACCAAGUAAUUUUCGACGAUGAAGAUGUCGAGUCCAAGUUAUUAAAAGCGAGAAUGAAGAUGCAACAGAAGUACAUUGACCAGUUUUACAUGUUAUACGAUGACUUCAACAUCACGAAGCUGCCGCUGCUCCCACAAGAGGUUACUGGGGUUGAAGCUCUGAAGUCAUUUUCACGUCAUUUACUUUCACCAUAUCAACCCUUGUGUAAAAGAGGAACGGUAGAAGAUCUUGAGCGAAGAAUAUCGAUGUUAAAGGUACAGAUAUCAGAAGCUGAAGCAGAACUUGAGAAACUCCGAAAAUGAGAUGGAAACGUCUGAAUGGUGUUCUAUAUGAGAGCGUAUGGUCUAUUCAGUUUGCCGAUUUGCUCGGCAUCGCAUGAUAUCAUGUGACAUUGUCGAUUGAAACAGAAUUUAGCAUUCUAUUUGUGUUGCUGAAUAAUGUUUACAUAAGCAUAAUUUAAUUUUAGAGAAAAGAAAUUCUUUAAA